This is a messenger RNA of Caenorhabditis remanei, 609 nucleotides long. RefSeq lists its product as uncharacterized. The record is from RefSeq and is a predicted model, not a curated record. NCBI's taxonomy places the organism in Eukaryota, Metazoa, Nematoda, Chromadorea, Rhabditida, Rhabditidae. Bases 1 to 609 code for a protein of 202 amino acids. The transcript has 4 exons.
AUGAUAUUCUCUGGGCUCCCGUUUAAAGAAGUUUGGAAAUUGACAUUCCAAGUUAAUCGCCAGAAUACCACAAGAAAUGCUAAGCGUGUUCUGAACAAAUGGAUUGAUGAUAAUUGGCCCACCACAGAAACACCUUUUGACAAACAGAUUGCCUAUGAAAUAGCUUUUAGACGCGUGCAGAGACCAAGGAUAAAAAUACCAGCUACCGUCAAGUUAGCCACUUCCUGGAGUCCAACUCAGAAGACUACAACCGCCGCACCUACUCUGUGGACUACGAGAUACCGCUCUGACAAGGAAUGUGCCAGAACUAAAGCCCUCAGUUUUUUGGAUCAUCGAGAUUCUCUCAAAUCAUUUAUUCGUUAUCUUUUCCGAACCACACAGCAGAAACAAUUGCUUACUGAUGAGGAAGCUGUGCAGAUGCGUAAAAUAUUCUGGAAACUAGACCGAAAAAAUAAAAACCUGUUUUCAAGCUACGAUUUCAUGUGGGAGCUUAACAAAAACUAUUGGGGAAAACCAAAUGUGACACUUAACAUUCACCAAUUCACAGAUGAUUGGCAGAAGAAUGAUCCUAAGGCGAAACUCAUUUUAUGGAACUUACCUGAUUGUUGA